Molecule: messenger RNA, 1587 nt
Organism: Candida dubliniensis CD36
Lineage: Eukaryota; Fungi; Ascomycota; Pichiomycetes; Serinales; Debaryomycetaceae
Gene: FCR1
Product: Fcr1p
Exons: 1
Coding region: 1-1587 (528 amino acids)
Biological process (GO): regulation of DNA-templated transcription
Molecular function (GO): DNA-binding transcription factor activity, RNA polymerase II-specific; zinc ion binding
Source: RefSeq, a predicted model, not a curated record
AUGUCUGAUGAUCAUUCAACUCAUUCUCAUACCCAAGGACUUCACCAUAUCAAGAAGAAACGGGUCGGAAAAGCGUGCGAUUCGUGCCGGAUCAAAAAAACUAAAUGUGACAGUAAGAAACCUUGCAACAGAUGUACAUUGGACAACAAGAUUUGUGUUUUCACCGAAAAGAAGAAGACCAAAGAGAAGAAACAUCCAUCUGGUUAUGUUGAGCUUUUAGAAGCAAGAUUAGAUAUAUUGACUAGACUGUUGGAAAAACUUAUUGAGUUGUCACGACCACAUUUACAGUUUAUUGAUGAAAUAAUUACCGAAGAAAAACUUGUGGAUCAAGAUAGACCUUCUCCUUCUUCAUCGUCACCAAAUUCAUCUUCUGGUGAUCAUGAAGAUGUUAAAGAACAGAGUACGGCAAGUGUUGUUCCUAUAAACAAAGUCGUCACAUAUUUAAUCAAAGAACAAGGUUUAUUGAAAAAUAUACCCCUUGAGUGGGAACAAGGAACUGAGAUUGCUGCUAAUUUCGACCCCAAUAAAAAUUUAAAACUAUCAUCAAGAUUAUUUGCCGAACAUAAUGGUGAAACGUUUGUUGGUUCUCCAGUAACAUCUCCUCAACAAAUGCCAACUAAUAACCCUUUAAGAAGAACCUCAAUAUUUAGAGAAGAUUUGGAAUCUCCUUCAAGUGAUCAUUACAAUGAACUGAUUUUUUCUCAAUCAAAUGAUGAACCUUAUAUCAAGCAAGAGCCUAAUUCAGACCAGUUUUCCAAAGGGACAAUGUCAUUACAGAAACAACAACAACAACAUCAACAACAACAGCAAACAUUGAACCAAUUUUCCCUCAAUACUUUUCGUGACAUAUCAGACGUUGAAAGUGAUUCUUCCAACAAAGAAGACGGAUUGAAUUCUGGAUCAGUAUCUCCACCAACAUACAAUUAUAGAUCAUUUUCAUUGUUUUCUGAUAGUAAUGGUGAACCAAUUUUGGGUAAAACUUCAUCAUUAUCAUCUUUGACUAAUAAAUAUGAAAAUCAUUCACUUUCUUCACCACAAACUGCCAUAAAUCCAGUAUUCAAUAAUUCAAAUACUGGACCAAUCUUUGCUACAUUAAGACGCAAUUCAUCUUCACAUUCUCAAAAAACUCUUGGAUCUAUACAAGUUCAACAAAAACCAAAAGGUAGUGUUCAUAAACCAGUACAUAAUCAUUCUAGAGUUUCAUCAUUUGAUAAACGAAUGGAAUCUACAGCUAAUGCUGUUGUUGCUACUGCAGCAACAGCAGCAGCAGUUUCUGGUUCUGGUUCAGUUCAACUACUACAGAAUACAACUCAAUCCAAUCUUACACAAUUGGAUACUAAUCAAAACAAUAAUUAUUUAAGAGAUAAUCGUAAGAACAAUAAUAAUAUUGAUGGUUUAAGUUUUGGUGAUCCCAAUUUUGUACAAUCAUUAAGUCCUUCUGAUGAUGCUAUUGUGUAUCCUACAAAUCAAUUCACUAAUAGACCGGCAACAGUAUCAAAUUUUGGUGGUGGGUUAGAUGUGUUGGUGGAUAAUUCAUUUGAUCCUUUCUUCAAUAAUAAUAGUAAUCCAUUUAUGGGGAAGUUCUAA